Molecule: messenger RNA, 1859 nt
Organism: Mugil cephalus (flathead mullet)
Lineage: Eukaryota; Metazoa; Chordata; Actinopteri; Mugiliformes; Mugilidae
Gene: gda
Product: guanine deaminase
Exons: 14
Coding region: 39-1397 (452 amino acids)
Biological process (GO): guanine catabolic process
Cellular component (GO): cytosol
Molecular function (GO): zinc ion binding; guanine deaminase activity
Source: RefSeq, a predicted model, not a curated record
AGAUCUCAGACUGUUCGACUGUGGCUGAACUUGACGCAAUGGCCAACUCUGACGGGACCUGCGCCGCAGUUGCGCACGUCUACAGGGGAACUUUUGUCCACUCGACCCAGCAAACGCCGCUGGAGAUACUGGAAGAUGCGCUCCUGGGAGUGGACGCGCAGGGAAAGAUUGCUUUCCUUGCAGAAGGCAAGGACUUAGAAAAGCUGGCACAGCUCUUCGGAUUCAGUCCAUCUGCAGUGGAUCAACUGAAACAACAUGAGUUCUUCAUGCCAGGAAUGGUUGACACUCACAUCCAUGCAGCCCAGUACAGCUACUGCGGCACAGCUCUAGACAUGCCCUUACUGCAGUGGCUUGAUACCUACACCUUUCCUGUGGAGUCACGCUUCAAGGACUUGAAGUUUGCCAAAAAUGUCUACACUCAUGUGGUGAAAAGGACCCUGAGAAACGGAACAACCACUGCGUGUUACUUCGCCACCAUACAUACAGAUGCCUCUCUGCUGUUGGGAAAGAUUGCAAAUGAGUUUGGACAACGUGCCUUGGUGGGCAAGGUGUGUAUGGACAGGAAUGAUGCUGUGGAACAUUACAAAGAGCACUUUGACGAGUCCCAUGAGGAAACGUGUCGAUUCAUCAAAGAGCUCUUGAACAAAAAGUACCCACUAGUGAAGCCAGUGGUGACUCCCCGCUUUGCUCCAUCCUGCACAGAAGCCUUGCUUAGUCGGUUGGGAGCUAUUGCAAAGAAUAACAACCUGCAUAUUCAGAGUCAUAUCAGUGAAAACAUCGAGGAAGUGCAGCUCGUGAAGGCGCUGUUUCCCGAAUCCAAGUCUUACACGGACGUCUAUCACAAAAACAACCUGCUCACUGACAAGACAGUAAUGGCCCAUGGCUGCCACCUCACUGAUGAAGAGCUGGAUCUGUUCAGAGAGACUGGGGCCUCUGUGUCUCACUGUCCCAAUUCCAACUUUUCGUUGUGCAGUGGAAUUUUAAAUGUCAGCAAUGUCCUGAAACAUAAAGUGAAGUUGGGGCUGGGAACAGAUGUGGCGGGGGGGUAUUCUGCUUCCAUGCUUGAUGCUGUGAGGAGAGCUCUGGACGCGUCCAAAGUCUUGAACAUCCAGAACCCGAAAAACAAAGCACUCACCUUUGAGGAAGUGUUCAGAUUGGCCACACUAGGAGGCAGCCAAGCCUUGUCCCUGGACAACCAAACAGGCAAUUUUGAAGUUGGCAAAGACUUUGAUGCCCUGAGAGUGAAUGUAGCUGCUCCUGACGGACCCAUUGACCUGAUCCAAAAUGAGGGGCCAAAGGCUCUUUUGGAGAAGUUCUUGAAUUUGGGGGACGACCGCAACAUAGUAGAGGUGUUCGUGGCCGGGAAGAAGGUGGUGCCACUCCCAACAGCAGAGUAGAGUGCCUUCCAAAGAUCUCUGAUCCUGCAAACCAAAUGGAUAUCUGAAAAAAAGAACAAAUGCAGCUCAGUUUUUUUUUUUUUUUUUUUUUCAAAUGUAAAUCCCUUGUGGCUGUGUGACCUGGUUAACUGCGCAGCUGCAGUUAAAUAAGAAAGAAACCAGUCAUCAAGGGAAGCAUUUGAAAUCUAGAAGAUACAACAGUGAGGGUCAGACAAGACUGAGGUCAGCUGAGCUUGAGUUCAGUCUGUAGCAAGAUAAUUUGGGGACUUUUAAAAAGGGAAUAAAGAACUUAUUAAAUGCUGUGAAAUGCCUUUUCCAGAUAUGUGUAGCCAAAAGUUUGCCAGUAUUUUUUUGUUUUUGCCUUCUUCUCGCACCCCAGCUUUUACUGAUUAACAAGCCAUAUUUUAUCUCUUCUUCAGAUUUUUGUUUUUGUUUGUUUAAUAAAGCAGGGUUCGGACUGUG